Molecule: messenger RNA, 1191 nt
Organism: Sorex araneus (European shrew)
Lineage: Eukaryota; Metazoa; Chordata; Mammalia; Eulipotyphla; Soricidae
Gene: ENSA
Product: endosulfine alpha
Exons: 4
Coding region: 135-500 (121 amino acids)
Cellular component (GO): cytoplasm
Molecular function (GO): protein phosphatase inhibitor activity
Source: RefSeq, a predicted model, not a curated record
ACAGGCAAGGUCGCCAUUUUAACGGAGCAACCCUAGUGACAGGAGCUGAGCGCAGGUUGUCCGGUCCCCCCCUCCCCCUUCCCUUCUCCAGCUGAUUUCCUGGCUCCCCUACUGUCCGCAUUCCCGGCCCCGCCAUGUCCCAGAAACAAGAAGAGGAGAACCCUGCGGAGGAGACCGGAGAGGAAAAGCAGGACACACAGGAGAAAGAAGGUAUUCUCCCUGAGAGAGCCGAGGAGGCAAAGCUGAAGGCCAAAUACCCCAGCCUAGGACAAAAGCCUGGCGGCUCCGACUUCCUCAUGAAGAGACUCCAGAAAGGGCAAAAGUACUUUGACUCAGGAGACUACAACAUGGCCAAGGCCAAGAUGAAGAAUAAGCAGCUGCCCAGUGCGGGAGCAGACAAGAACCUGGUGACUGGCGACCACAUCCCCACCCCACAGGACCUACCCCAGAGAAAGUCCUCGCUCGUCACCAGCAAGCUUGCGGGCGGCCAAGUUGAAUGAUGCUGCCUGGGGCCCCACCAGAUCCUGAGACGCUGUCCCCCCUGGCUCCUGUGCUGGCUCCUGCCCCCCUUAUUUUUGCAGCCAGGGGUGAUGGGGGGCGCGGGGCGGACUCAGGCCGGGGAGGUGAGGCCCUGCCUGUUGGCGCCCCGGCACUGGAGCCCCUUGGGCUGAGCACCAAGACCUUGAACCUUUUUUGUUUCACCUUUUUUCCAACUAACCAUUUGGAGAAACCUCAGUGGAAUUCUGGGUGGGGCGGGGGUGGGGGGCGGGAGGACAUGCACUGGGCCUUGGAGUCGAUGAAACCGUUUCUGACUCUCCUUAGCCAUAUUUAGGGGCUGGAGUUUGGGGAAUAGACGGAAGACGAAGGCAUCUCAUUGAGCUCUGUAGAAACACGCCCCGCUGGCCUCUGUGCCUGGGAACCUGGUGUCAGAGGAGAGGACUUGUCAGCUAACUGGCCAGGAGCGCGGCUCCUCUGGUUCUGCAGAGCAUGCCGAGAUUGCAGUGUGAACUGUUCAUUAAAAAGGAAAACAAAGUGCUGACCUUGGAAUAGAUUUGCUGUGGGGUGAAGGGCAAGGGCAGUGGUAGGGGGAGGGGCCAUGAGUGUGGGGAGCCCCACAGAGCCCAGGGAGACAUUUUUCAGUUUUGGAAAUUUAAAAAAAAACCUGCAGGAAAACCCAGCUCAGAAAGACUC